AUGAAGGUGCGAUACAUGUGUGGAAAUAUAUACCUGGCCUCUUUCUCUCUUUCUCUCACUCCCCUUCAUCCACUCCAAACAAUCUCCGCUUGCAGCAUUAAUUAUCGCAAUUACAUACCUAGAGUCCUAGUACAACCCUCCGAGAUUUCACCCUUCCCAUGUCAUACAUGUCUUCAUACCUGGCUUCGGUUACAAUUCCUAUGCUCAUCCACACUGAACAUAUUGGCCCUCACCGUGUCUAGUUCGGCCGUAAGAUUCAAGCAUUUGUAUGAACGCAAUCAGCUGUGUUCGGUUGGGUGUUUCAUACUCAGACAGCCAAUGCUGUCGCUGAGGAGGGGGGUACAUGACCGUGAUUCCGGAAACACUUCGAAGACCACUAGCAAUCUCGGACAGGCGCGGAUCUUUGGGAAUUGCGGUCCUCACAUCCGAAUAAAGUCCACCCUUUACGACGGUGAGAAGGGAAAUGCCAUUGUGUUCAAUCUAUAUACUUGUUCUAUUCCUAUUCAGUACUUGGAGCAGGAUUUAGGGAAGGCUAAUCUGCUGACGCAUAAAGCCUCGACACUACUCCAUGCCCCUCAUAUUAUUCAGUCUUUAUCUUCCUCUUUCCAGCCUGAUGAUGACAAGCACUACCUAAAUCCUACCGUGGGCAUCGUCCAUUCCCACCGACGACCUCUCAAAAUGUCCCUCAUCCUCCUCCUCGAUUCUCGGAGCCCUUGUAGGGGCUAUUUCCAGUUACCGCCUUGUUGUCAAGUUCUGCACGAACAGCUUGCAGCAAACGCAGUUGUUGCGCAUCUCAUCCAGAAUGCGCCUGGCUACUCUGCCACAUUUUUGAUUGCGGAAAUGGUGUGUUUUACACCGCACGCCCACGGCUCCCCUGGAUUGUUCUUUUGCUUCUUAGUCUACCAAACCAGCAAUAUCGAUCAUCCUAAGAUCGUUCCUGGGUUGAUUUCUCUUGCUAUCACCGGCAGGACUGUUCGAUUUGGAGCCGUUCAUGGGUUCUAUCAGGUUAGAAGUGAAGGAAACAAACUCCUUUCAUCAAGCGCCAAAAUGAUGUAUGGAGGCGCGAUAUUCUAUCCCAACAGUGCCUGCUUCACUCCAAUAAGCUUUGAAGCCGCCCUCGCAAAAAUGCUUACAACAAAUAUUCUUACGAAAGACUAUGCAUUUCCGUUUCUAGAACUCCCAGUCCUCAUCCACGGAUUUGAGGACUAUUAG
Messenger RNA from Lindgomyces ingoldianus, 1212 nucleotides. RefSeq lists its product as uncharacterized. The transcript has 12 exons. Bases 1 to 1212 code for a protein of 403 amino acids. Lineage: Eukaryota; Fungi; Ascomycota; Dothideomycetes; Pleosporales; Lindgomycetaceae. The record is from RefSeq and is a predicted model, not a curated record.